AUGUCUCACCAGCAGCGGGUCGUCCAGCUCUCCGCCGCUUCGCUCGCUGUGGUCCUCGGCCCGGACGAGGAGAGCGUGCGCGCCGGCGGAGGGAAGCUCAACGCCAACACCGCGACCGGCCAGGAGAUCUUCGCGGACUUCAAGGCGCAAAACUCGCGCAGCUUCUGGAAUAAGAGGCUCGUUAAAGCCAUGGCCGAGGUGUACUUCCAGGGAUGGAUGGAGAACAUGGUGCUUUUCAUUCAAGGGAACGCGAACAACCUGGAGGUGCUGAGAGAAGCGUGGAUGCGCAGAGCUCUGAGGUCGCCGAAGGGACUGACCAUUAAAGCUGUCGGUGAUCUGUCCCCAGUGCAGAUGUCCCCUGUGCCUCAGUCGCAGUUCAUUCCCCUGGCUGAGGUGCUGUGCUCCGUCAUCUCAGACAUGAACUCCUCUGAAAUCAUCGUCAACCAGGAAGCACUCGUCAAUUACAUGAGCAAAGCCCACCCAGGGAUAACCAUCCCCACUCAGGACAUCCUCUACAAUGCCCUCGGCACUCUGAUCAAGGAGCGCAAAAUUUACCAUACAGGCGAGGGCUACUUCAUCGUCACACCUCAGACAUACUUCAUCACCAAUAACAUGGUCCGAGAGAAGAACUGGUGGACUUCAGGUUCGGCGGAUGAGCCUCCCUCUCCUCCACCCAUUACUUACCUCCUGAGCAACGAUGCCUGUGUUGAGAGCACUCAGACGCCGCCAGUAGCCCACUGCAAGUCUUGCAGCUGCUUCAGCCCUCAAACAUCCACUAAUAUCGCCUCCACUACUGUAACAGCCACCGUCCCACCAUCCACUGUCCCAGACCAGCAUUCUGUCUCCGUGUCCGUAAGUGAAUGCACCGGCAGGAGCCUAAAGUGGCCCCGACCGUCUGAUCACAAGCCCACAGUGCAGCACCAGUCCACCUCCACUGCGGCGGAUUGUCACGCAAGUGAGAUCAGCAAAACUACAGCCACUACCAACGUGACAGGCCGCAAAGAAAAGGACAACAAACCAGGGAGAAAGUUCGGUCUCAGCUUGUUCCGGAGAAACGGAGGUAAGAAGGAGAAACCAAAGAAAGAGUAUGCAUCAUUCUCCGGCCAGUUCCCUCCAGAGGAGUGGCCGGUGAGAGACGAGGAUGACCUGAACAACUUGCCCAGAGACCUGGAGCACGCCAUCAUCAAACGCAUCAACCCUGAGCUGACCGUGGACAACUUGACACGCCACACUGUCUUAAUGAAGAAGCUCGAGGAGAGAAAGGAGAGGGUGAUAGAAAGAGUGUUGGACAAGGCUCUGGACAAAGAAGAUAAGGGAGUAGACAAGGGAAUGUCCACUGAGAUCCUGACAUUCUCCAAACCCAGGCAUCACCACUCCUCCAGGGCAGGGAAAAGAUCAGCUCACAAGGCCUCGCGCAGCAAGAGGAGGGUCCAUUCCUCCAGAGAGAAACAGAAGGAAAAAGAGAAGGAGAAGGAGAGGGUGAAGAGCAAGUCUCCCAUAUGUGCAGAUGAUUAUCCAGAGGGGGAGGAUUUGAUCCCUGCUCGGCUCAGGGUGGAAAUCCCUGUCGAUGAACCAGAUCAAGUGGAAGAAGGCGGAGCUGUUGAGGGAAAAUCUCUUUAUAAGAAACGCAUUGAAAACCCUUUCCAGACUCAUCCAAUUAAAGAAGCUGAGAUUCCCCCGACCAUCAACAGAGAGCAAAGAAGACGAGAGGUGAAAGAAGGGAAGGCUUCGGGGCCAGGGAGGAAGGAACGUACGAGUCAUCGCUCCAAAUCGUGGGACCCGCACCGGGCCAAAGUGAUUGCAGAGAACGGAGAGCAUGCAGGGAAAUCGCCUACGUCUGAGGACAGGUACAUCUGCGACAAUGGGAGGGACCUUACUGGUGGUCAUCUGCUCCAAGCAGACACAAAGCUCAGCAGAGAGCUGCCACCGGACUACAGCUCAGCCUACCCACAGAGCAGUACGCUUCGAAUAGACGACAAGAUUCGGCAUCAGAGAGAGGGAAACGACAAGGAGAGCUGGGAGGAGGAAGGCAGGAAAAGGCAUUUUCAGGAGCCAGAAUGCCGUGAUGAUGGCCUCUCUAACAUCCAACAAUACACCAGUCCUAACACCGUUCUUCCUACCCAUCCCUACGAGCCUGUCAUAAACCACGCAUAUGAGCCAACUCCGCCCUGGCCCAAGCCUUCUUUGCAGCGGAAACACUCCCUCAGAUCCUCUAACCCACAAAGGGAUGAUGUUCAGCGGCCUGACGAGCUCUCUUCACACCAGCAGGCCCGGGAAACUGCAGCCACCCAGGAACAUGAUGAGAUAAGACCAGCUGCUAUCAGGAGUCAAGAGCAAAGGACCAUGAACCAGGGAGAAAGGCCUGAACUGAUGGCUGACAGCACUCGCUCAAUAACAGACACUGAUGGCUUCAUAGAAGACGACUACAGGCUCUAUCAGAGAGCAGAUGACCAGGAGGAGGAGGAUGCCUGCAGCUCCUUGUGUCUGAACGAGGAGGAGAUCAUUGAUGCUGCAAAUGUGUACCGGCCAGGUGUGGGAAGCUACCAUAGCCACCUGUUGUCUUACAGUAACCGGGAAUCUGAUUUGCAUUAUCGGGGACUCUAUGGUCACUAUUUUAGCUCCAGCUUUCACCAACCACAAGUGGCCUCAAUACAAAACUCAAGAGACAGCACUUCCAAAGAUCUUGUUCCACCUGCAUGCCAGAGGGAGGCUUCCCUCAGCCCCACCAGACCUGGAGAGUCCAGCUGGAAACGCACUCAUCACAGUCAGGGGACUAGAUCACCAGGGGCCCAAAGCGAAUCCAGCGUCAGACAGAGCGCAUCGAUCCAGGCGGAAAGACAACACGAGGUGAACCCCGAUUUGGAUCAUCCCGAACCAUUUGAGGUCGCGGACAGCAGCAUCUUCGACUACUGCCAGACUAGUGAGAUAGAAUCAGACACCGAGACCGUCCGCAAGUCAGCCGACGAGGGCGAUGGUGAGUCUGCUCACUGGGCAGCCGAGGUGGAGGAAGUGCGGGAGGACGGGUUUGACGAGACGGGCGUUCCUCAGACCCACAGAGCUGUUCUGAGGAUGCACAGUGGAGCCAGAGGGGCAGAGAAUGGGGAAACAGUGGAAAUGGGAGAGAACCAGAGCAUCACAGGAGACAGCGGCAUAGACUCUCCUCGGACCCGUGUCAGUCUGGCCUCCAGCAACACUGUCAUUAUAGAGGGUCUCAAGAGAAGAGGCUUUUUACAAAACCUGGAGAAACUGCACUCAAAGAGCAACGCCAUCCGACCACAGAGCUCACUGCUGCAGCUGACUCCUGUCAUGAACGUAUAGCGGGCCCGAGUCUCCCGCUGAAGCUUUGUGUCAGAGCUGAUGGAUCUCUUCAGGCAGCUCAGCUUGAAAAGGCCAAAACCGUGUGCUUGAAUCUUCAGUUCUAUGCAACCUCUCAGUCAGAAACAUAUCUAACAAGGAGGUGGUGCCCCUUCUACAUAUUAAAACCAGGGGUCUGUGUAUAGCUGUACAGUAUAUAUAUAUAUAUAUUUUUCUCUUUGUAAAUAAUCUUAGAGAUAAUAUGCAUUGAUUUAUCCAUUCACCACAUGUAUGUGCUGAUCAUGGCGUUGUGGCAUUUUUGUUCAGUAAAUGUACAGUUUAUUUCUCUUUAUGCCUCAUAGGUUACCAGCAUUAACAUCUGCUAGAGUUUCCCUUCUCUCUUGUGUCAUGUAGUGAGUACCACAAAUAAAAAUUGUGUAUGUCA
This is a messenger RNA of Acanthopagrus latus (yellowfin seabream), 3739 nucleotides long. It is a transcript of the gene stox1, whose product is annotated as storkhead box 1. Gene Ontology annotation, cellular component: cytoplasm; nucleus. Gene Ontology annotation, biological process: positive regulation of transcription by RNA polymerase II. Lineage: Eukaryota; Metazoa; Chordata; Actinopteri; Spariformes; Sparidae. The record is from RefSeq and is a predicted model, not a curated record. Gene Ontology annotation, molecular function: RNA polymerase II transcription regulatory region sequence-specific DNA binding; DNA-binding transcription activator activity, RNA polymerase II-specific. Bases 1 to 3318 code for a protein of 1105 amino acids. The transcript is spliced from 4 exons.